AUGUAUUCGAAUUAUUUCGUACUUAUUCUUUUUAUUCGUAUUCUUCCAAUAUGGAGUUAUCAAUUAAAAACAUGUUGUUCAACAGAGAAGAUGACGACAACGAAUACAACUCGUCCGCUCUCAUGUCCAUUAAAUUUUGUUAUUAAAUUACGUUCAGUUAUAUUCUAUAUGGGUAAUGGUUGUGCACUAAGUUCAUGUCAAAGACGAUUAAAUAAGCAUUAUCUUCUUUGUAUUAUAAUUAUCGAAGAUGAUCAAUUUCUAUUCAAUGUAUUCAUAUGGACUCAUCACAAUGUUCAUGGUUAA
This is a messenger RNA of Rotaria sordida, 303 nucleotides long. Lineage: Eukaryota; Metazoa; Rotifera; Eurotatoria; Philodinida; Philodinidae. The record is from the annotation of a GenBank genome assembly.